GUUACCCUCCCACUUCCGUUCUCGGCCGAAAUUGCGUGUUCCCGGUUUACAGAUUUACCCCAACAGCCACGCUGGUCGCCUUGGAUUACAAGUGUUGAAUAUCAGGGCACAGAAUCCCAAUGGAAAGUGAAUGUUCGAGGAAUUUCUCUCACCUGGAAAGCUAUAAGUCAAGUUGUGGAGGAUCCCUGGCCAGGGAUUUCGUGGGAGUCUGUUUCGGGUUUGACUAAUAGAGGAAUUGUUGAAUUUGUUCCGGAUUCUGAAACCUCCUGCCUCAUGAAUGUCAGAAUGGCAAUUGUCCCCCCUCGUAUUUUACAGCCUCUCUUCCGCGGAACCUCCGUCUUUAUCGAAGACUUUUUGCGCGACAAGUUGUUGAAAUGGUCUCUCGAGAUGUUUAGGGAUGUUGUUAAG
This is a messenger RNA of Phaeodactylum tricornutum CCAP 1055/1, 408 nucleotides long. RefSeq lists its product with no specific name. Lineage: Eukaryota; Bacillariophyta; Bacillariophyceae; Surirellales; Neidiaceae. The record is from RefSeq and is a predicted model, not a curated record. The annotation marks the transcript as partial. The transcript has a single exon.